Cuculus canorus (common cuckoo) is the source of this 8251-nucleotide messenger RNA. Its product is annotated as sulfate transporter. The transcript is spliced from 3 exons. The coding region runs from base 3604 to 5868 and encodes 754 amino acids. NCBI's taxonomy places the organism in Eukaryota, Metazoa, Chordata, Aves, Cuculiformes, Cuculidae. Gene Ontology annotation, cellular component: membrane. Gene Ontology annotation, biological process: transmembrane transport. The record is from RefSeq and is a predicted model, not a curated record. Gene Ontology annotation, molecular function: chloride transmembrane transporter activity; bicarbonate transmembrane transporter activity; oxalate transmembrane transporter activity.
UCUCACUGUGACAGGUAGGAGAGAGCAUGCUCUAUAAUCAUCUCUUUGUUUCUCCUCUCUCACUUUAUCGGUUCCCAAGCAGUAGGGUUAGUCUUGGGUGUUUUGUGUCGGACCUCAUACGCUCCACCUCACAUCCUUCAAAAUACACUAAAAAAACAUUCCUUCUAUGUCUCUCUUCAUGGUUAAUUGCUGGGAGUGAGCAGGGGCUUAAAUAGAACCAUGUUCAUAGAACUUGUUCCUUGGUCCCUCUCAAACUUCAGAGUGGUGUUGGUGUGACUGCAUUACCAUGUGCAGCCACAGGGCUAGUGGUGCUUUUGGCCUUCAAUGUUUAUCUCAGGAGAGAACUUUAUCUUUGUCUUGCUGUGACCCCUGCAUGUUAGCAUUAACUGCUCUGGAAAAUAACAGAAGGCUGCAAAAACUUAUUUUCUGGGAUGACCUGGUGUCAGUACACACUGUCUGGUGUUAUCUCUUGCAGAAAUGUGAGUAAUUCACUUCCAGGAAGCCAUCGGAGUGGUUCUGUUCAGCCUUUUUGUCCUCAGUCACUUUUGCUGCAUUUGCCAUAACUCACGAGUGGUUCUGAGCUUGUCUCCUUUUUCCUGUUUUCCUCUUAAAAAAUGGUGGUGUUUUGCAGAUGUCUACAUCUUGAAGAUUCAUUUCCAAGUGGAACUGAACCAGCAGCCCUCUGAAAAGACUGUAAAGUUGCAAAUCUGAAAGAAAGGAAGGAACAACGUCUCUCUUAGAUAUUUGCCAGUUGCCUUUUUUGAAUAGUGUUGCAUGUGGAGCAGUGGGGUACAGCCAGGUACUAAACCAGAGUGGUCCUUUUAUGGAGCCAAGACAUGUGUGAUGCUACCUGAAAGGCUGGCAGGAGCCAAAUAGCCGUGAGUGUAUUUAUAAGCCUUAAAGCAAAUAAAAAAUCCAUGUGCAGUGCAGUUAGCUCUGUUCCAAAGAAAAUUGGAGAUGCCAGCUCGUCCUGUUGAACAGAAGCGAUGCGUUGACACAGCAACAGAGUCUUGAACUCACUGCACUUAACUCCUGCAAAAUUCCUGGGUUGCAAUCAAGGACCCAGACGAUUCAAGGAUUUUUUUUCGACUUUAGAAUAGAAAAUCCAAAUAGCCCUCUAUUGUGUUUCCUUGUACCUGGAGCUUGGGGUUUCAGUGCUCUGUUUCUAGCUGCCCGCAAUGGCUGUUGCACAGUUGGAUGUUACAUUGCUCACAUACCUUGCCAUAAAUGAAAAAUGUGGAUUUCAUGGUUUCUGCUUGUCUUAAAAACAGAGGGUACUAUGUUACUAGCAGGCAAUGUCCUGUCUACACUUGCUCAAGUUAAUACCAUCUGUCCAACCCAGCUUUGCCCAGAAUAGAGCUGAACAAUUGAGUUUAUAGUAGCAAUAAAGAACAACCCUUGAAGAUGCAUUUGAAAACAAACAGUUUCAGUGGUUAGCUAUAGCGACCUUGCAUUUGGAAGGCAGCAUGGCCUUAGCCAGCUCAAGGUCACAUGAAGUUUUGGGUUGCUUUUUUUAAACUAUCUGCUGUACUUUUUCUAGAGCAAAUGUGAAACGCUUGCAGUAUCUGACCUUGCCUCACCUCAUACUGUAAAAGUGAUUUUGGAGACCUAUACAGUGUUCAGUGUCACCAGGUAUGUGCAUCCUCUCUGCCAAUAUGGAGAACAUGAAAUGCUCUCUCCUUGGUGUCUACAACGUGAAUUUCCAGCACCAGGCGGACCAUGUAGAAGCUGCUGUGGCACGAAGGCUUGAUGUUUUGAAGAGGGUGUCUCCCCAGCAUCUAAAUCAAAGCCUUGUGAAAAUGUCAUCUCUCCAUACUCCACACCAUCUCUCCAAGCGCCGUGGGAUCUCAGCCCCUCCCCAAGCCCAGAAGGCAGCCAAGCUGCCUCACUGCCAGGUGUUUGUCCUGAUCCGUGUGGUGACAGUGCAUACCGCAAAAUCUUAGAGGCUAGGUCGAUGGAAAAGAGAUGGAAAAGGAAGGGUGGAGAAUGAGGUAAGACUGGCAGGUAGGAGUGUGUGCUGAGAGGUCUGAUGUACAUAGUUGGCAGGCAUCACAAGGGCAGAACAGUUAUAGCUGGUAUUUAUGCAGCUGCUGUUUUAGCUCAGGAUGAUGAGACAUUACCUUUUUCCUGAGCAGUAAUGCAAUUAUUCACCUUAACCUAUGAAAGAAAUGCAACCCUGCACUUUGCCAAAUUGUGCUUACUUCUGCAAAGCAAAAUCCCUUACUUUUUGUGCUAAAAAAGAAAGGAAAAUCAUUCUGGAACAAGUUUUGCUAUUUGAUUGUUUUUUGGAACAAAAGCUUGUCCAGAAUAGAUGAAAAUAUGAGUGGAAAAGCCUGGCAGGACUCAGGCGAUGAUGCUCUUUCAGUAAGAAAGGGCAGAGCAAUAACACAUGCGGGGAGAUUCCUUUGCAUCGUUCCUUUUGUUUAGAAAACACAUCUCCAGAUACCAGCAAUACUGUUAUCUGGCAGGACCACUUCUCUAAACCCUUUCAAUCAUUCUUAAUGGCCAGAACAAGUUUUCAUCAAAAAUACUCUCCCACAACAAUGUUUGUUUUCAAAAUACAGCUCUAUUUGGCUGGCUGCACCAUCUUCAUCGGUUGGAGCAAGAUAAAAGGACCGAUCGCUUGGCUGAGUAACUCAGAUCUCUUCUCAAGGGAAGCAGCACAUGGUCCAGAAGGAAAGCAAAGGAAACAGGCUUGCAGUUGUUAGCUUCAUGCUUUCUCUGUUAAGUGUGCGCUGCGAGGUGAGAAGACAGGUCUGUCUGCAGGUAGUGAGAAAACAUCCAGUGUAUCUCCCUGCAGCCAGAGGUAAGAGAUUGGGUUGGGACCUGUGACGUGAAACAAACCCAUAGAGCAGAGGAAUGGCAUUUCUCAUCAUCCCAGUUUAAUUUUGAACAGCAGCCGGUCCAGGUCUUCUCUCAAGAGAUAUUUUCUCUGUGUGUAUUGUUCAGUUUUGAUAAAAAGGUACGUUUUGUUGCAGCAAAACAUUUUGACUGGAAAAUUUGGACUGAAAAAAAACUGGUAAGUGUAUAUGUUGCUUAACCAGACUGAGAAAGUGGGAUGCUUUCAUUCUGCAGGGAGGAGCCCCUGCAAUGAGCCUGUUGGACACAAGCCAGCAAUACAUAAAAUUUUUUUAAAUGCUAAAGGAAAAAUUGUUUUGUAAAUGAUCUCCCUUGCCCACUUGUUACAUCUCUAAAGCAUCACUUGGAAUAUCUUAACUGUUUCAGGGCAGUUUUUGCUUAAGCGGAAGUGUCAUGAAGAAAUGCAGGGUUCCUGAUGAAGUUUCAGUUUCAGUUUCAGUGAGAUAAUAUUGUUUGAUCUUAACCCAACCUGCUGCUCCGUUCCAGCACAAAAGUUGUGUUAGGAAGGAGCACAGGAGUUUCUGUAGCUCUGUCCCUGAUGUGGUCGUCUGUGCCAGCGUGAAUGAAAUUUAAACCAUGGUCUCUGGGUUGUGGUUAAUCAGGUCAAUAAGUGAAAUAAAAAAAAAAUCACCCUGCACUAUGGGAAGGUGCUUUUCUGUUUGAUUUGUAUGAGGUUAUUUUCCUUUAUGUAUUUAUCCAUGCAGUCUGCAUGAAUCCUGGAGCUAAGCAAAGCACAUAACGUACAUGACUGCAACAUUUCAUGGCUGCCUGCUCUCCUGCUUUAGCUCUCCUGGUCCAAUGGAGGACAUGUCAAGCUUGAAGCCCAGACAGAGCAAAGAUGUACCGGUCUCCCUAAUGUCAGAAGAGACUCCUGCCAAUUUUAUACACAUCAAAUUGGAGGAGUAUGAGCCCACAGAUUUCAGCACCAAGGAUCUCAUCCUAAAGAAAGCCAGAGAAGUCUGCAUAUGCAGUCAUCAGACCAUCAUCACCUUCUUCUACCAGCUGUUCCCAGUGCUGGACUGGCUUCCCCGUUACAAUGUCAAGACACAGCUGCUCGGGGAUGUCAUAUCUGGGAUCCUGGUGGGGAUAGUUGCCAUCCCUCAAUCCAUCUCCUACUCCCUGUUGGCCAACCAAGAUCCCAUCUAUGGAAUCUACACCAACUUCUUCUGCAAUAUCAUCUAUGUCGCUAUGGCCACUUCACGCCAUAAUUCCGUGGGCUCCUUCGGGGUCCUCUGCCUGAUGAUCGGGCAGUCUGUGAACCGGCACCUCCAGCUAGCAGGGUACAGCGAUGACAGUGCUGGCUCUUUGCCGGUGGGCAAUUCCACCUUCUCCAGUAACAGGACGGGCACCUGUGACAGGAGCUGCUACGCCAUCACUGUGGCUCUUUCCUUAAGCUUUCUGGUUGGUCUUUAUCAGAUCCUGCUGGGGGCUUUACAGCUGGGCUUUGUUGCUGUCUACCUGUCAGAACCUCUCCUCAGUGGCUUUGUGACCGGCUCCUGCCUCACCAUUAUCACCUCCCAGAUGAAGUAUCUCCUGGGACUGAAAAUACCUCGUCACGAAGGGGUUGGGUCCUUCAUCCUGACGUGGGUUGACCUUUUCAGGUUCAUCCAGAACACCAACAUCUGUGACCUGAUCACCAGUCUGGUUGCUUUGGCCAUCAUAGUACCUGUCAAAGAGAUCAAUGACCGGUAUAAGGAGAGGAUGAAGGCCCCAUUCCCCGUAGAGCUGCUGGUGGUCAUUGUAGCUACAGUAAUAUCUCACUACUUUAACUUUCAAGGGCGAUACAAAUCUGCUGUUUGCGGGGAUAUUCCCACUGGUUUCAGGAAACCCACUCUACCGGAUAUAAACCUGUUUUCCAGCCUGGCAGUUGAUGCUCUGCCCAUUGCGGUUAUUGGCUUUGCCAUGACUGUCUCCUUGGCGGAAAUCUUUGGCAAAAAGCAUGGCUACACUGUCCGUGCCAACCAAGAGAUGAUUGCCAUUGGCAUGUGCAACCUGAUCCCUUCUUUCUUCUACUGCUUUGCCAGCUCUGCAGCCCUGACCAAGACUCUGCUGAAGGAGUCCACGGGCACCCAGACCCAAGUCUCCGGCCUGGUCACCUCCCUGGUGCUGCUGUUAGUGCUGCUGUGGAUCGCCCCACUCUUCUACUCACUGCAGACCUCCAUCCUGGGGGUGGUCACCAUUGUCAACCUGCGGGGGGGCCUGAGGAAGUUCCGUGACACACCCCGCAUGUGGCAGCUCAGCAAGCUGGACACGGUGGUGUGGUGGACCACCAUGCUGUCCUCCACGCUGAUCAGCACGGAGAUCGGGCUCCUGGUGGGUGUCUGCUUUGCCCUGCUCUGCAUCAUCUUCCGGACGCAGAGACCCAGGGCCACGCUUCUGGGCAAGGUUGGCAACACAGAGAUCUAUGAGGACCAGUCCACUUACAAGCAGCUCAGCAGUAUCGCAAACAUCAAAAUCUUCCGCUUCGAGUCAUCCCUCUACUAUGCCAACAAGGACUAUUUCAAGACUGUUCUUUACCAGAAAACUGGGGUAAAUCCUAUCCUCCUGGCUGCUAAGCGCCAAAGAGUGGAGGCACAGGCAAAUGCGGACACAGGCAACAGCAAGAGCUUUUUCAGCACCAAGCCUGACUGCCUGAAACAGGCCAAGAAAAGGGCUGAGAAGCCUCCAGCAGAUGCCUGCCCUCCCUCCAUAGAUAUGCACACCUUAAUCCUUGACUGUGGGGCAAUGCAGUUCAUAGAUACUGUAGGUCUCUCUGUGCUAAAAGACACACAUCAUGACUAUAAGGAGAUUGGCGUCCAGCUGCUCCUGGCCAACUGCAACCCUUCCAUCCGCCACCGACUCCGGGAGGGAGGCUGGGCUGGGGAGACAGACAGUGGUGGUCAGCUGGCUUUCCAUAGCAUCCACGAUGCAGUGCAGUUUGCUGAACAGCGGUACCACGUGCAGCAGGAGGAGAGCAAGGAGAAAAAAGAUACUCUCCUGGGCUCCGAAGACCUCCAGGCAUCCUUGUAGACUUGUGUGUGAGGAAUGAUUUCUGACUGGGCUAGGCUUGGGAAUGUGCUUGAGAGCAGUUUUAGUCUUGAUGCAAUCAGAGCGUGCAAAAAAAAGACUUUGAUGAACUGUCAGCAGCAGGCAUGAGGCAAAAAGGCUGGGGAAGGUGAGGAAUUCUGGAGAGACUAAAACAGGUAAAUAAUCUGAGAAGCGUUUCAAGGUCUGACGGGUGUUAUGAGGAGUAGCUGGGGGAACUGGGGCUGUUUAGCCUGGAGAAAAGGAGGCUGAGGGGGAGACUUUAUGACUGUCUACAACUACCUGAAAGGAGGUUGUAGCAAGGUGGAUGCUGGAUUCCCAAGUAACGAGAGAUAGGAUGAGAGGAAAUGGUCUCAAGUUGCACCAGGGGAGGUUUAGACUGGAUAUUAGGAAAAAUUUCUUCACUGAAAGAGUUACUGGGCACUGAGAGACUGCCUGGAGAAGUGGUUGAGUGACCAUCCCUGGAGAAGAGGCCAGCACACACCCCGCUACCACCUCCUUUCAGGUAGUUGUAGGCAAUGAUAAGGUCUCCCCUCCGCUUCCUUUUCUGUAGGCUGAACCCCUCUACCUUCAGUCGGGGGUGAGGAAGAAGCGCUGCAUCCUGGGCAGGGCUGGCUGGGUCAGUGGGUUCCAUGGGCUGAUGGGACACCCUGUGCUGCAGCUGGGGGAGCCCCUGGCAGCUCGCCCUCCACUGAGACCAGUCCACUGCAAAAGCCCAGGCCACCUCCAGGCUGGAGUUGUAUUCCUCUCUAACCUGGUGACAUUCAGAAGUGGCCUGGGAAGGACCAGCAGUGUGAGACAGCCUUGUCCUUCCGUGUUACAGGUGGUGCCACAGUUCUGAGGCAGCGACAGGUACUGCCCUGCUGCAACGGCCAUCACAGGACGAGCCUUUGCAGGGGUUGUUCCCAGAGCUCCAUCAGUGACCCAAGCUGAUGCCUGAAAAUCCCAGUCCCAGUGGCACGCCAGCAUUAACCACCAUCACUUGUCUUUUGGGGAGAGGGAGGAUCAAGAUUGGACACUAAGGCAAAGGAGAGAGGAGCUGCAGGCAAGGUCUGCCAUCUCCUUCUCCUCAGAGCCCUGGUGAUGCUUCCCACCCCUUCCCCCCCAGGGGGCACAGCUCCAGUUUCCGAGGCCAGGUGUGAAGAUAAGCAGAUCCCCUGGCUGCGCAGCUCAGGAUGUGCGCUCGCAGACAGGAAAUGGGCUGCAGGCAGCUCGAACACAUCAGGAAGGUUCACAAAUGCAACUGGAGCUUGUUCCGUGGAGUUUUCGUCUGUGUGCAACUCCAGUGGCUGUAUACUGUCCCAAUGCGGAAUAACUAGGGAAAGAGAGGAUGACAGCAUCCUCUCUUGUGGCACAGUCUCUUGAAAACUGCAUUGCAGAGAAAUGCACAUCCUAAUGGAUCUUUGGGUUCCAGACAGUGAGGCCACUCACCCGCCUUCCAAGAUGUUCAGGAGCAGCAGUUAUGGCCUGGCUGCACUGAGGACGAGAACCACCAGUCCCGCUCACUCCUUCCCUCGCUAAUGUAUAUUUCGGUUUUGCCACUUUUAAUUUGGACUGCCCUUCUCUCUUCCACGAUCAUCUGAGUCAAUGCGGGAAAUGGAUUGCAGAGGCUCGUUUAUUUUUCAAACACCCUACUGCACAGAGUUGAACCGCCCCUCAAAGGCCACAAAAUGACAGCAACAAACCCAGCAACAGCAAACACUUCCCCAAAAAAUAAAGGGAGAAACUUCAGAAAACUGCUGGGAGUUUGUUCAGCUGACAGUUCUUGCUCAUGUCCUGUGUGAGACUCAGGACAGUCUGCUACAGAGGAGGAGAGAUGCUUUCCCCUGCUGUUAUUCAAAGGCUGGAGUUUGUGUGGCUCCCAUUGGCUGAAAUUACAGAUUUCCUCCCCAAAAAGGUAUCUGAGAUCACCAGCAGCUAUUUAUAAACUGUAAACCAGGAACACCUGUGCCACAGCUUAUAAUGGCCACGGUUCUCCUAGUGUUUGGCAGAACUUGUGCUGUGUUACCUAUCCAUGGCCAGAUUCUGACUGCAGAGGAAGACACAGUGCUGUCACUCGUAGCAGCGGGGCAGGGCUGCCUCCUGCCUGUAGAGCUGCUGGAGGUGUGCGGCCAGAGGGACCUCAGCUCUGAAGCAGACACAGAACCUGUCCUUUCUGGUGGCUCAGGACAGGCAGCACCUGGCUGUCGAUGCUACUGCAUCCCAGGGGUAAGUCUUUGCUCUGAGCUGAGGCUCUGCAGCAUUGCCAAAUACCAGAAUAGCUUUUCUUCCGUGACAUCCAUCUGUAAAAACACCUUCUAUAUUGCAUAUUUAAUAUAUGAUCAUCCCUGUGGCCUCACCCAAGAAACACGGCACCAAAGAUAUCCCA